UGGCCAGGAAGGUCUCCCCUGCCUACCAUCACCUGGCUCCACUAGCUUUUGAGAUGUCACUCCAGCAACCUCAGAAAAGUGAGUGGGGCUGGGCAUACUCCUGGGCCUUGCCUGGGUGCACUGGUGCCUGGUUCCUGGCUCCAAGGGGCUGGGUGGGAAGCCGGAGGCCAUUAGGACCCAGAAGCUCUCAGAGCAUCCUGCUUUGCCGGUUGCCUCUCACUGAUCACUGCAGUAGUUCAGGCUUCAGCAGCCUUGGAGAAGCAUCAGCUGAGAGGAGCUAUCACAUGGGAGCCAGAGCUGCUCAGCAAAGAUGAUUUUACGAGGAAACUGAAGUUCAGAGGACUUGCGGAGUUAAUAAUUCCCAGACCUGGGACUGGAAACCAAAUCUUGUGUUCCUUCUACACCCUGACAGCUCUUACCAUUCUGAGGAGACAAGAAAUCAGGAAAUUUACAUAAGCAACUUUAAAACUGGGGCGCUAUCCCAGAGCCCAGCAGGACUCUGGGAAAGGGGAGACAGAGGAUUUAGAAUCUCUGGAUAACAGUCCUUGAGAGGGGAGAAGGGUAUGGAGAACAGAGAAAAGGAAGUGGAAAAGGAGCUGGAGACCAUUCAGAAGGUGGGAUGAAUGGGCGAGGCACAUGCAUCUCUCUCUUCUGCUUCUUCAAAAUCACCAAGGCAGACCCCAGCAGCUUCCUGCCAGGAGAGAUGAGCUCCUGAAUCCUCCGUUACUGGUCUGGUGCUCUGUUAAGAGCAAUUCAGCCCCGACGGCUGGUGAUAGGAGGCUGCCAGAAAGGCUGCAGCGGGAGGCACCAUCUUCCCCCACCUCUCGGCCCCCACAAAAUUGCGAAGCCUGGGCUCGCCAUCCCAGGGUCACUGGACUAGGAUGGGGGAUGGGCCUGUGACAGGAGGUGCCCUGGGUGUCCUCUUUUGGCCCCAUGGAGUCCUCACCCAUCCCCCAGUCAUCAGGAAACUCUUCCACUCUGGGGAGGGCCCCUCAAACCCCAGGUCCCCCUACUGCCAGUGGGGUCCCAGAGGUGGGGCUUCAGGACGUGGCUUCGGAAUCUGUGGCCCUCUUCUUCAUGCUCCUGCUGGACUUGAUCGCUGUGGCUGGCAAUGCAGCUGUGAUGGCUGUUAUCGCCAAGACACCUGCCCUCCGAAAAUUUGUCUUUGUCUUCCACCUCUGUCUUGUGGACCUGCUGGCUGCCCUAACCCUCAUGCCCCUGGCCAUGCUCUCCAGCUCUGCCCUCUUUGACCAUGACCUCUUUGGGGAGGUUGCCUGCCGCCUCUACUUGUUCCUGAGCAUAUGCUUUGUCAGCUUGGCCAUUCUCUCGGUGUCCGCCAUCAAUGUGGAGCGCUACUAUUAUGUGGUCCACCCCAUGCGCUACGAGGUGCGCAUGACGCUGGGGCUGGUGGCCUCUGUGCUGGUGGGUGUGUGGGUAAAGGCCUUAGCCAUGGCUUCUGUGCCAGUAUUGGGAAGAGUCUCCCGGGAGGAGGGAGCUCCCAGCAUCUCCCCAGGCUGCUCACUCCAAUGGAGCAACAGUGCCUACUGUCGGCUUUUCGUGGUGGUCUUUGCUGCCCUUUACUUCCUGUCGCCCCUGCUCCUCAUCCUUGUGGUCUACUGCAGCAUGUUCCGAGUAGCCCGGGUGGCUGCCAUACAGCACGGACCACUGCCCACAUGGAUGGAGACACCUCGGCAACGCUCUGAGUCCCUCAGCAGCCGCUCCACUAUGGUCACCAGCUCGGGGGCCCCCCAGACCACCCCGCACCGGACGUUUGGGGGAGGGAAGGCAGCAGUGGUCCUCCUGGCUGUGGGGGGACAGUUCCUGCUUUGUUGGUUGCCCUACUUUUCUUUCCAUCUCUAUGUUGCCCUGAGUGCCCAACCCAUUUCAACUGGGCAGGUGGAGAAUGUGGUAACCUGGAUUGGCUACUUCUGCUUCACUUCCAACCCUUUCUUCUAUGGAUGUCUCAACCGGCAGAUCCGGGGAGAGCUCAGCAAGCAGUUUGUCUGCUUCUUCAAGCAGACGCCAGAGGAGGAGCUGAGGCUACCGAGCCGGGAAGGCUCCAUUGAGGAGAACUUCCUGCAGUUCCUUCAGGGUACUGGCUGUCCUACAGAGUCCUGGGCUUCCCGGCCCCUACCCAGCCCCAAGCAGGAACCACCUGCUGUUGACUUUCGAAUUCCAGGUCAGAUAGCUGAAGAGACUUCUGAGUUCCUGGAGCAACAACUCACCAGCGACAUCAUCAUGUCGGACAGCUACCUCUGUCCUGCCCCCUCACCUCGGCUGGAUUCGUGAUGCGCUGCUGGACACUUGGAGGGAGAUGGGCUUGGGGCUGGUUAUGACUGCAGGGAACACCUUGUGGGAUCACCUUUCCCAGCCAGCUGGGGCUGGGGCUGGGGUCUCUGCACACAGCUUUUACUUAGUGUUUUCUGGGUCAGGAGCCAACAGGAUGGAUGUGUGCCAAAGCUUUGGACAUGGCUAUGAUCCUUGACUACUGGGGGAGGGAACUUGGUGAGAUGAUAACAAGAGUAAAAGGAUCAUGAAGGUGAGAUGAUGCCUUUCAACCAGUGAACUUUCCAUGCAUCAGGGAUCAGGGAAAUUCUCAGGAUAGAAGUUGGAGGAUAUAGGGCAGCAGGUCAGGUUUGGAGUUAUUCUGUGGACCCUUUAAGGUAUUUCAUUUUUCAGUGUUGUUGUCCAGGGCAGUAAUUUCACCCAAACAAGGACUGGCCUCCCUGAUCUCUCUCCUCAUGGCAGUGACCAACCUCCAGCCCCCUGGACAACCGGGUACAAAGACUAAGGUUGGGAUGGGAAUGGUGGGGUUUCCAUAGUCCAUUAAAUGCCUCUCUACUCCCAUUCAUCGCUCUCAAAAUUAGCUUCAAUAACAAAGACUUAACUCUCUCUCCUAUCUGCAGCCCUGGGUUGGAGAGAGGGCAUAGGAGUUGGGCUCAGCUGUUCAUUGAGACUGUAGGAACUGUCUUGGUCUUGGUGGUGGUAUUUUCAAGGGAGGGGUAAUAAUUGCAAACUGGAUAGGACACCCACCUGGGACUACCUGUCCAUCCACUUCCCCCACUUGAAUCAGGUAACAUUAAAAUAAGGUCAAGGCAGGACCAGAGGGUGGUGUUGUCUAUAUUUGAACACAUUCCCAGCUCUUUGGGUAUCAAAGGGGAAGACGGGCUGGUGGGAGUGGGAUAGUUUCCCCUUUGAACAGCCAAUAAACACUUUUUAUUAUAAAAGCUACACUGAUAUUGACAUUGACCCUUCAGUUCAAUUCAGUAUAUAAUAGCUGGAUGGCCAAUAUUCUCUGGGAUCCACACAGAGGAUGAGGCAUCACUGCCUUCAAGGAGUUCAUAGUCUAAUCUGAUCAGGCAUCUUGUAUUUUUAGAGCAUUUACAUCUGGUAAUGCACUAUAGAAUAUGUGUUGAGAAAUAUACUGGAGAAUGUUUAUGCUUCUAUCUUCUGAGUUCAGUCCAUUGCAGCAAGAUACCUACAUGGAGGCUUCCUACAGAUUGUGGAAAGUGUGGGGGUUGUAAAUGAAACUCUAGUUGAUGAAAAUAUUAACUGAAGCUGGGCAAAUAGCUUUCCACCUUUAGAUCUAGGAAACUUUCCAGGUUUCUGUCUUCCCACUAGACUUACUCUAGUCCAGGACCUAUUAUAUUGAGGAAAUCUCUUAGCAUAUAACCCAGGAGAGUCUUUGUGACUGAAAAAUGUUUUCUCUCCCCUCCCCUUGUAAGAGGAAUGUCAUUCCUAGAUAGGGGAAAACUUCCAAACAUCACUGAUCAGCUAGCAGGUCCUAAGCGUUGCCAGCAGAUGGCAGUUGAGUCCAGUAGAAAUAGGGAAGGAGAAGGUUUGUGACAGGGGAAAGGGGAGAGGGGAAGGCAUUAAACAUUGCUUGGCAGCCAUUUUGUUAAUUUAUUUUGCCUCUUCCUUGACUUUGCCCUCCAACCCUUCCUUUUUAAGUGCAAGGAUAUCUCUGAUUCAGGCUGAAAUUUCCUGAUUAUAUGAUCUCAGGAUUUUAUUACAGAAUUGACAUUUGCUGGUUCAUUUGCCAUUUAUUUUUCCCUGUGCAGAUCAUGAAGGAAAUAAAAAAUUUUCUUGUUGAGAACUUUGCCAACAAUUUCUGCCUUGACCACCUUUCAGGAGUUCUCUAGGUACCAGGAUCACUUGGUAAAGUUCAGCAUGUAACUUUUAGCUGUGAAAGCUGUUCCUGGACAAAAUCUGACCUAAUUUUCCCUCUCACUGAAGAAUCAACAGGCUUAGACAACCAUGCUGCCAGUUACUUCUUCCCUGCACCCUAGUGGUGUUGGCGUAACUUUCAAUCUUAAGACGUGUCGGGUCUCCCCAGGGAACAUCUUAUAGUGCCAAGGUAGAAAAGGGGUGAAUUUGGAGUCGGACAUCUACUUACUCACUGUGUGAACUUGGGAAAGUCGCUUAAUUUCUCCAAGCCUAUUUCCUCAUCUUAAAAACAGGGCUAAUAUUACCUACUUCACAGGGUUAUUGUGAGGAUUAAAAGACAUGAUACAUGGCAGCACCUAGCCAUACCCGGCAAAUGGGUACUCAAUAAAUGUUGAUUUUUCUUCCCUUUCCUCUUGCCCUUUCCCCCCCAUAAGUACUGACUAUGGAAAAGCAGUCUCUUUUAUUCUGUCAUUUGGGAAUGAGUAGGAGAGUUUUCAAACUUUUAAGAACUGGCAUUGAUAAGUUAUGGUGGAUGAGGCUGUCUAAAGGAGCUUCUAGAUUUCUCUCAAGAAAUCUAAUUAAUGAAUCACUAUACAGACUUUUCGUUGGGACCUUACAUUUUAUUAGGGAAAUAAUUUUUAAUCACAGGUAAAGGUUUUCGGCACUACAAGAGUUCCCCUGGGAUGUAUGGUGAGAGUAUUUGUGUAGCUGUCUGGUAGUAAAGGUAAUUUAGGGCCACCUAUACUACAUGUAGUCCCCAGAAUUACUAGUGAAAAAGGCUAUCAAUCCGGCACUUUCAUAAAAGAUUUAUUUUCAAGUGAUGCUAGAGCUGAGGCAAAUUUUACUAGAAUUUUCCUUUUGUAUGGUACCACAACAGGAAAUUUUAGGAGAUUCACAGGAUGCACUGGUUUGUAUUGGGGUGUGGGACUGAGGCUGACUAAUCCUGGUAGAAGUCCUAAGUCGAAGACAGGGCGAUCUAUAAGCGCUGAAACUGACUUAUAUUGGAGAAAGGUAACAUGGAAAUUUUAUGGAGGAAUUACAUGAUUACCUUUCUAACUCACACUCAGUUACCUAUUUCAAGUGGCCCUCUGCUGGCAUAGUAGCUGCGCAACUCAAGCCCACAGAAAUUCGCACAUUAACUGCACAAGAACCAGAGUACAUUUUGAGAGCAGUAGGCGGUGGGCCAGAAGAGAGGGCAGAAAGGGAUCGCUUAAGUCCUAGGCACGGUAGGUCUUAGAGAUCGCAGACGUGAAACGUGGCCAGGGCCCAGGC
Molecule: messenger RNA, 5439 nt
Organism: Manis pentadactyla (Chinese pangolin)
Lineage: Eukaryota; Metazoa; Chordata; Mammalia; Pholidota; Manidae
Gene: GPR61
Product: G protein-coupled receptor 61
Exons: 3
Coding region: 934-2289 (451 amino acids)
Biological process (GO): G protein-coupled receptor signaling pathway
Cellular component (GO): plasma membrane; signaling receptor complex; endosome
Molecular function (GO): G protein-coupled receptor activity
Source: RefSeq, a predicted model, not a curated record